Molecule: messenger RNA, 1524 nt
Organism: Paramecium octaurelia
Lineage: Eukaryota; Ciliophora; Oligohymenophorea; Peniculida; Parameciidae
Source: the annotation of a GenBank genome assembly
AUGAAGUAAGGUAAAUAAAAUCGUUAUACAAAUAGGUUAAGAAUUUAAUGUUUCUCAUAAAUCAGAAUUUACAGUAUGGAAAAAUAUUUAUGUAAGAAUUUCAGAUUUUGGAUAUUAAAGAUAAUUGUUAUGGGUUAUUUAUUUACAAUCGAAAACCUUUUUUUUUGAAUUAUUUUUUUUUACAGACUUAAAAAUGAUGAUAGUAAAUGUUUGGGAUAUUCAAUUGAUUCGGCAAAAUGUAGAUUAUGAUUUUAGAAAAUCCAAAAAGGUGUCAAAUAACGAUUCUCUAAAGAAUAAGAUUUGAAAGUGAUAGAGUAAAUUUUUGUGGAAAGGAUCGAGGUUAUAUGUAAAUUAAGAGCCUUUUAAGAUUAUGAAUAUCUGAAUUAGAUAUAAAAUUUUAUACAUCAAAAUAUUUUAAUCACUCAUUAAUAAUCAUAAACCAUGGGGUGUCUGGAAUCAAAAAAAAGAAAUAGAAUUGUGGCUAUGUAAACUAUGAACAAAGAUUAAGUAUUCACAUCAACAGCUGAUAUCCAUCAAUUAUAUAACUUUGGGAAAGUCCUUGGGGUUGGCUCAUUUGGGAAAGUAUUAUUAGCAAAAAUGAAACAGAACUCUGAAAAACAAUACGCGAUUAAAGUAAUUGAUAAAAGGAGAGUUAAAGGUAAGGAGGCAUUACUUGCUAAUGAAAUCUUUGUCUUACAAUAGCUUGAUCAUCCAAAUAUUAUCAAAUUUUAUGAAGUUUAUUAGAGUCCUUUAUAUUUCUAUAUUUGUAUGGAUUAUUGUUAAGGGGGUGAACUUGUUGAGAGAAUAGCCAAAUAAUAAUCAACUCUUUCUGAAGGUUAAGUCUAGGCCAUCAUACAAAAGGUAUUGAGUUUUUCAUUUAUAGAUUUGUUCAGCCAUUGUUUACAUUCAUGAUUUAGGUUUGGUACAUCGAGAUAUCAAGCCUGAGAACAUUAUGUUUAGCGAAAAGGAUGUAUAUUCAGAACCAAAGCUGAUUGAUUUUGGCUUGGCAAAUAAGUACGACACUACUCACAUUAAGUAUUUGAAUCAAGAAUAUUCUAAGACGAUUGAAAACAUUUGUUGGAACUCCCUUAUACUUACCUCCUGAAGUAAUUGAUGGUGAAUAUGAUGAAAAAUGUGAUGUAUGGAGUUUAGGGGUUAUGCUAUUUAGUUUGUUAUGUGGUUAUCCACCUUUCUAUGGUAAAAACAGAGCCUAAUUAUAUGAAAACAUCAAAACACAAACUGUAAUUUGAAUAAUUAUUAUUAUAGCUUAUAUUCGAUAGGCGUCAUUGGAGGAAUAUUAGUGAAUAGGUUAAGGAUUUAAUAUAAAAGAUGCUUAUGAAAACUCCUAAAAAGAGAUUGUCUGCCAGAGAAUGUCUCAAACAUCCUUGGUUCGAAAUGCAAUUUUAGAACAUAAAAGUAAAUAGAGAAAAGAGUUAAUAACAAUUAAUAUAGACUCAUGAGGAUAAUAGAACUAUUUAUUAAAUGCUUAAAAUGUUUAGAGGANUGUUUGGGAUAUUCAAUUGA